Ostrea edulis (European flat oyster) is the source of this 2535-nucleotide messenger RNA. RefSeq lists its product as uncharacterized. The transcript is spliced from 2 exons. Bases 601 to 2436 code for a protein of 611 amino acids. Lineage: Eukaryota; Metazoa; Mollusca; Bivalvia; Ostreida; Ostreidae. The record is from RefSeq and is a predicted model, not a curated record.
UAUAUUCCCGAACUGCUACAAACUUCUGUAUCAAAGUUGUUUUUUUUUCUUUUUUAUUUCAUAUCAACGUUAAUUAUUUGAAGUUCUCUUUUAUUUAUGACUUUAUAUGUCCUCAGGGGCCCAGAAUUAAUAAAUUUUAUCUAAUGACGGGAUAAUAAAUUUCACACUACGAUUUAAGUAGGCCAUGAUCUACCUCUGUGUGCUUGUGUUGGUCCUAUUUGUAAGGAUGCACUCUGUCACCCUCAGCUAUAUAGACUUGUAUUCACGGUCUAGUAGCAAUGUAUAAUAUAGACAUUUAACGAAUAUUGAUUUUGCAAAGCACUAAUUUGUACCCGAUGAUAAUUUUUUAAACAGCAAAACCGAAACUUGAAAUUAUCAAAAGAAAUCCUAUAGCUAUUUGUAUUUGUAGACUUUGAUGUCGUUUGUCAUACACAUACGCAUUUUCUUAAUAUUUGUUUGAUAUUUCUAAAUAUAAAUACGACGUAAUUUUAUUGAGAAAGUUCGCCGUUUUCCGGGAAAAUUCUUCAGACGCUGGGUCAAUGCCAGGAAACUUAUGUAAAUGAAGGGGAGAAGGAACGAGGGCAGGAAGCUGUGUGAGUGAUGGAUCCGUUUUUAUUGACGACUCCAAUUUCAUUUUCCAAAGAAUGCAGACCGCGCAUGCCUAGAAAACAAGAACUGGAGGCUUUCCGAAAUUUUUUAAAACAUGUGGACACGACGGAAAUGGCUUCAGCGCUUCAAGCAGUAGGGCUUCUAGAUCCGUGUCUUGAUGCUAACUCUAUCACGUGCGAGGAAAUAAUCCAGAUUCUUGUAUUUAGAGACUACAGUUUUGUAUCAGUAGAUGAUUUAGGAAGACGCCUCUUUGAUCAUGGCUUUCACAGAUUGGCAUCAGUUCUCUUCAGACAUUUUUUAUACUCGGGAUUGAUGUCCAAUUCCAUCGUUACCGUAAAGCGGUCUGUGCCACCAAACAAAAAGACCAUUCACAUAUACUUUAAGAAUCUGAAGCGUUUGGUUCACAACGCACAGUUUCGUAAUCCCCGAGAGUUUUUCAGAAAACAAGCUCGUCAACUACGAGAUCAGAUUGAACGAGAAAAGAUCGAAUCUAGGAAGCAAUUCCUGGCCGACAAAUACAUAGCUUUACUAGGGGCAGAAAUCGAUGCAAUCGCAAUUACUUAUGACUCAACAUUACCAGACCAGAACAUUUUUGAAGAACUGAGGUCUCUCGCAAGUUUAUCAACCGAUGCGUCAAUUUCUGAGGUCGUAUUUUUCGGUAGAAAAGCCAAUGCUCUGGCUAUUGCCAAGAAAUUUUUGGAGGGUGAAGACAUGGUGAAACAAGCCCAUUGCUGUGCCAAUUUUACAGGUCCAUGCUUGGAGAUAGCCAACAUGAUCUACAUUGACGUCUACUUCAAGUUAUGGCAAUUUGAACAAACACCGACAAACGAACUGAAAGACGCCCUCUUGUACGAAGGCAGCAAAGGAUUGUGGGCGCUCAGUGAGGAGGAGGAGGAAAUUCGGAAUCUAUGGAAAAGAAUGUUCUUGCUAAGAAUGAUUUUCUGUCUGCUGGGGCUCAGUAACAAGGGUUGUUGUAUCCCUGACUGUGUCAUCUCUAAAGAAGAUGUGGAGAGAGCCGAGGGGUACAUGCAUGAGAUCGAUUUAAAGGAUAUCGAGGCGAGGCGGGAAAUGAUGUACUAUAUAGCCAGGGCGCGGAUGCAGGAGCUGAAGGGAUUGUUCUACGACGCCAGUCUUGAGAUUGAUAAGGCCUCAGCUAUUGCACAUUCUGGAAACUUUAAGGAGAUGUACUCGAUAGAGGAAUAUAGAUAUCUUCUAAAAGAUUUAGACUCAGAAACCGGAGUGAAAACUAUUUGCGAAGAGAACGAAGAUGAAUUGGUUGAUGCACCUGCUCUGAUAUCCUUAGAGUCGUUGUUAGAAUCCACGUCAAGGAUCGGAACGAUUAAUAUUGAUAAUUCUUGUUCUUCCACUACUUCAGAAUAUCGGUAUAGCAGCAACAGAGCACCCCUUAAUGACAUUUCCAUCGAGUCGAGUACAUAUAACACGUGGUCUAUCUUAGGAGGUCAGUUCCCUUCAGCCUCGUCUUCAGAAGAUUCAGAAAUAUCCAUGGAAUACCCCCGUAUCGCCAUUGUACCAGUUCAAGAAAGUGGUGCUGUAAAUACGAGUCCUCGACAGACUAGAGACUCCUUGGACAUGGAGAGUGUUCAAGAUCUCCGUGAUUCUUCUCUGUUAUAUCAAAGAAGUGAUCUGAAUCAAAACGAGAAUGAUCUUCAUCAACAAGUAAUUCGUACCCAGAAUGAUCUUCAUCAACAAGUAAUUCGUACCCAUAAUGAUCUUCAUCAAGUAAUUCGUACUCAGAAUGAUUCAAAUUAUGACCUGUUAACCUCUGGAAGUCAAAGAUUAUGCCCAUCGUCUUUUGAUAUCGAUUAAUCUGUCUCAAAUCAAACUUUUUACAAGUGUAAAAUUUCGGAUUAUAGAGGCAGCCUGUACCUUAUCUACCUCUUUGUUAUUAAAACAAAGGAAACUUUG